This is a messenger RNA of Leopardus geoffroyi (Geoffroy's cat), 3607 nucleotides long. RefSeq names its product glycerophosphodiester phosphodiesterase domain containing 5 (gene GDPD5). Lineage: Eukaryota; Metazoa; Chordata; Mammalia; Carnivora; Felidae. The record is from RefSeq and is a predicted model, not a curated record. The transcript has 18 exons. Gene Ontology annotation, biological process: lipid metabolic process; positive regulation of neuron differentiation. Gene Ontology annotation, cellular component: plasma membrane. Gene Ontology annotation, molecular function: glycerophosphodiester phosphodiesterase activity. The coding region runs from base 959 to 2776 and encodes 605 amino acids.
AGAGCGAGCCGAGUCCGGACCUGGGAAGACUUCUCCGCCGGGCUUCGGCCGCCGCGGCUCUGCGCGUCCUCGCCUGCGCCCUGCCCCGCCUGCCCCAGCCCGGGGUUCUGUGCCGGGACGCUCCCAGCCCCGCGAUCCGGGGCGUCGCGGCUGGGACGCCCUGAGCUCCCGACCCGAUCUAGUGCCCUGGGGCGGGAAGCUCCUGGCCCACCGUACUGGUCUAUGGUUGCGGGCUUGUACCCUGCCUUUCUGUAGUGUGUGUCGGAGCCCCCGGACCCGGGUUAAGGCGGGUGCCCACAGCCUCCCGACCGAGUGCAACGGAGCCCAGAAGCCCCCAGACUCUGGCUCCCGAGACCCAAACCUUCAGCUGCCUUCCGCCCGGUGCUUCGGACUUGGGACCGUGCGAACGCCCAGGAAACCCCGGCCCGGGUCCAAGCACCCCGUGAGGGGUCCCAAGCCUGCUGGGCAGUUGGACUGAGCCGGACCGAGCUGGUGCUGCGAGCCGAAGCUGUCACCUUUCUGCCGCCCCAGGCGAGGGCUCAGCGUUUGCCCCGAAGAAGGGAUCACAGGCCACCCUACCACCACCACCACCCUUGCCCGGCGGCCGGCGAGAGCCGAGAGCCGAGAGCUGCAGGACUGGAUUGGGAAGAGGAAUUGUGAUCCUGUCACAAACAGAGUAGGUGCAGGCACCUGUUUGUUGAGUUGGAACAAAACCAGAUCCCAUUGGGGCUCAGAUUCCCCUUCUGUGAAGUGGACAGAAGCUGCUUGGGGCAGGAUCACGAGGCCACAGCACCAGAUUCCUGGACUUUUGAACACUGUCCCAAGGAAGUGACAACACCACCUCCGUGGACGGGACAUCCUAAAGAGCCCUGCUCACAGCCGCUGCUACCUUCUUCCAGGACCGGCCAGGGGCCUCAUGGGUGCCUGAGGGCCGGGCGCCAGGGCCGCACGCAAGAGCAUGGUGAGACACCAGCCCCUGCAGUACUAUGAGCCACAGCUGUGCCUCUCCUGCCUCACGGGCAUCUACGGCUGCCGCUGGAAGCGCUACCAGAGAUCCCACGAUGACACCACGCCGUGGGAACGCCUCUGGUUCCUGCUCCUCACCUUCACCUUUGGCCUCACACUCACCUGGCUCUACUUCUGGUGGGAAGUCCACAAUGACUACGAUGAAUUCAACUGGUACCUCUACAACCGCAUGGGCUACUGGAGUGACUGGUCUGUGCCCAUCCUCAUGACCACAGCUGCUGCCUUCACCUACAUCGCAGGCCUCCUGGUCCUGGCACUAUGUCACAUCGCCGUGGGGCAGCAGAUGAACCUACACUGGCUGCACAAGAUGGGGCUGGUGGUCAUCCUGGUGUCCACGGUGGUGGCCAUGUCGGCCGUGGCCCAGCUGUGGGAGGACGAGUGGGAGGUGCUGCUGAUCUCCCUGCAGGGCACAGCGCCAUUCCUGCAUGUGGGGGCCCUGGCCGCCAUCACCGCGCUCUCCUGGAUUGUGGCAGGACAGUUCGCCCGUGCAGAGCGGUCCUCCUCCCAGGUGGCCAUUCUCUGUAUCUUCUUUGCCAUGGUAUUUGCCUUCUACCUGGCCCCUCUCACCAUCUCAUCUCCCUGCAUCAUGGAGAAAAAGGACCUGGGCCCCAAGCCUGCCCUCAUUGGCCACCGUGGGGCUCCUAUGCUGGCCCCAGAGCACACACGGAUGUCCUUCCGGAAGGCCCUGGAGCAGAAGCUGUAUGGGCUACAGGCUGAUGUCACCAUCAGCCUGGAUGGCGUGCCCUUUCUCAUGCAUGACACCACCCUGCGGCGCACCACCAACGUGGAGGAGGAGUUUCCGGAGCUCGCCCGCAGGCCCGCCUCCAUGCUGAACUGGACCAUCCUGCAGAGGCUCAAUGCCGGCCAGUGGUUCCUGAAGACGGAUCCCUUCUGGACGGCCAGCUCUCUGUCACCCUCCGACCACAGGGAGGCCCAGAACCAGUCCAUCUGCAGCUUAGCAGAGCUCCUGGAGCUGGCCAAGGGCAAUGCCACGCUGCUGCUCAACCUGCGUGACCCACCACGGGAGCACCCCUACCGUGGCAGCUUCCUCAAUGUCACGCUGGAGGCCUUGCUGCGCUCUGGGUUCCCCCAGCACCAGGUCAUGUGGCUGCCUAACAGGCAGAGGCCCUUCGUGCGGAAGGUGGCUCCUGGCUUCCAGCAGACAUCAGGUUCCAAGGAGGCGGCCGCCAGCCUGCGGAGAGGCCACAUCCAGAGGCUGAACCUGCGCUACACUCAGGUGUCCCGCCAGGAGCUCAGGGACUAUGCGUCCUGGAACUUGAGUGUGAACCUCUACACGGUCAAUGCACCGUGGCUCUUCUCUUUGCUGUGGUGUGCAGGAGUCCCAUCUGUCACCUCCGACAACUCCCAUACCCUGUCCCAGGUGCCUUCCCCUCUCUGGAUCAUGCCCCCGGACGAGUACUGUCUCAUGUGGGUCACUGCAGACCUGGUCUCCUUCAGCCUCAUCAUUGGCAUCUUCGUGCUCCAGAAGUGGCGCCUGGGUGGCAUACGGAGCUACAACCCCGAGCAGAUCAUGCUGAGCGCUGCGGUGCGCCGGACCAGCCGGGAUGUCAGCAUCAUGAAGGAGAAGCUCAUCUUCUCAGAGAUCAGCGAUGGCAUGGAGGUUUCCGAUGAGCUCUCUGUAUGUUCAGACAACAGCUAUGACACGUAUGCCAACAGCGCUCCCACCCCUAAGGACAACCGAGGGAGUGGCAGCCGCACCAAGACUCUCACAGACCGGAGUGGGCGUUAGCCAAAGACCUGUUUGUCCCAGCCUGUACCUGUACGUGGAGACCAGGGGACCCAAGAGAGCGGGCAGAAGCAUGUCUGGACCUGGAGUGCUCUGGGAGCUGGCUCCGCGGCCUCCUCGUUGGCUCCGGCCCCCGUCAGCCAUGGCCCCCCUUGAAGGGGACUCCCCUCUCUCCUGAGGCCCAGCCAGGUCAGAACUCCAGCCUCGCAGAGGCCCCUGCUGGCCUGGGGCCCCUUCUGGGAAGUCUGGGGCCCAGGGCCUGGUCCUCCCCCGGAGGCCUUCCCUUGCAUCCUGAUCUGGAAGCUCUGAUGGCUCGCUGCUGGGCCGUGUGGCAGUUGAGGAUGUGGAUGUCCACGUGUGUCCAUCCUCCCUUCUAUGCUGAGGUAGCCGACUUCUUCGGUGUCUCCUGCCUUGAGGGCCUGGGCUGGGCCUCUGCCCCCAGCAGCUGUUCUUCACAUCAGUCUCAAAGCACAAGGAGGUUCAGCCCAAGAAGAAAGCCUGCUGUGGUGGAGACACUCCUCCCUGACCAGCCUCCUACCACCACUGGCCCUGCCUCAGGAGAGGGACUGAGCCACGUCCCCAGGAACAGCUGGAGAUGGCCAGGAGAAUAGGCCUAAGGCUGCUUUAUCCCUCGCCCUCGUGUCCAACAGACUUCUAGGGCAGAGUGGCACAGAGGCCCAAGAGAUCUGCAGACUGAUACAACCUCAGGUUUCCACAUCAGUGGCCACAGGGCAUUGGCCACCUAGGAAGAAUGUCCUAGGCAUGGCCAAGGAGGCCUACAGCAGAGCAAGCCUGACGGCCUUGGCCAAUAUGAUUAAAGCUGCCAUCCUGACA